Molecule: messenger RNA, 687 nt
Organism: Aspergillus caelatus
Lineage: Eukaryota; Fungi; Ascomycota; Eurotiomycetes; Eurotiales; Aspergillaceae
Product: serine hydrolase-domain-containing protein
Exons: 2
Coding region: 1-687 (228 amino acids)
Cellular component (GO): cytoplasm; nucleus
Source: RefSeq, a predicted model, not a curated record
AUGGACCAGUAUGUAUACACUUACCCCGAUCUGCUUGGGGAGUCUAUAUCUCUAUCCAAUCCUAUGCUAAUGUUCAACCCCCAACCUUAUAUCAGGAACCGCACGUUCAAUUCAUCGCACGCGAAGAAUUUAGCAGCACGAUUCGCAGCCAUUGAGCGCGCAGUUGACAACGCCACCCCCGAAGAAAAGGUUCGAUUGUGCCUAGAUCAACUGCAGCCACUGGAUGGCAGUGCAGAUGCGGCAUUGGAUCGAAUAUUUCGUUUUAUUGACCAGGAAGGCCCCUUUGAUGGAGUAUUGGGACACUCUGAGGGAACGGCCAUGGCGGCUACCGUCCUGCUAGAGGAGAGGAGAAGGUUCCGUCAAACAGGUCGGCCGCAGCAAUUGAAGUGUGGCAUCUUCUUCAACGGGUUCCCGGCUCUGAUCCCUGGUGAGAAUAAAUACUUGUUGGCUGACGACAAGGAGGGAGACGCAAUGGCUGAUGAGGAUCGGUUUAUUAAUGUGCCAACCGUUCAUGUUCUGGGAUCUCUAGAUCCCAGCUAUUAUACGUCGCUCGCUUUGUAUAAUGUCUGCUGCCCCGAGAAGGCGAGCCUGUUUGAUCAUGGGGGUGGUCAUGGCGUCCCCAGGGAUGUUCGGACGAUUAGGGAGUUAGGGAAGGUUGUCCGAGCGAUGAUUACGCCGUUAAAAUAG